Molecule: messenger RNA, 1099 nt
Organism: Mobula hypostoma (lesser devil ray)
Lineage: Eukaryota; Metazoa; Chordata; Chondrichthyes; Myliobatiformes; Myliobatidae
Product: T-lymphocyte surface antigen Ly-9-like
Exons: 5
Coding region: 150-1028 (292 amino acids)
Source: RefSeq, a predicted model, not a curated record
AAUGAGAGAGAGUGGAUGAGGGAGGGAGUGAAAGAGUGAGGCAUUUCCCCUCCUGAUCGUGCGAUAAAUUCACAGCGCGGUCCAGGGACGCCGGUAAUCUCUGCUUCGACAGUCGUUUGCAGCCUCCAGACUGCCAGAAGAGCUUCAAGAUGUGGAAGUUCUCCAUUAGGAUGGUCCCCUCCCUACUUAGUGUUGUCAUCUGCGCCAUCUAUGUGGCUGGGACUGGGGCUUCCGGUACCACUGUGUACACAAUCCCUGGGAAACGUGUCACCUUGCUGUCUGGGAUCACAGCCGGACCGCACAUUGCUGAGGUUGAGUGGAAACGGUCAUCGCCCAGAACCACGUUAGUGCGAUACUCGAAAACCAACACUAAAUAUUUUGAAUCCAUUUACACGGGACGGAUUAAGCUUAAUCUCAGUAACUUCAAUCUGGAAAUCCUGGAUCUAUGGAAAAAUGAUACUGGUGAUUUUGAGGUUAUUUUUACAAAAGAUAAUUCAGGACUUGAAAACAGAAAGCUAAUCCGACUGGAGGUGUACGAGCUGGUGUCAGGAGCAAACAUCGUGGUUCAGAACUGCACUGGGACUUGUAACCUUAAGCUGACCUGCUCCGUGACUUCGGGCGACGCCAUCAGCUUCACGUGGCAGAGGGAAGGAGAAAUUGUGGGGAAUGACAGCACCCAUCAGCUCGGGGGACUCGGAGAGACGCUACUGGUUCGUCAGACAGCAGAGGCUAAGGACGUUCCGUACAACUGUGAGGUCGGAAACCCUCUCAACACAGUGGUGGCAGGUAUCAAACUGGAGCGGCACGCCUGUAAACUGCGCUCAUCCGAUACAGUACCUGAUAAAAUAACAACACCAUGCACAGCAGCACACAGUACAACGAAAACAGAUGGGAAAAUAAAUAAUAUGUCAGGAGACGGUUCAAAGGUAAGAGAGCGGAAUACAGCAAUGCCAUUGGUACCUCAGAAAAUGAGUCUACUGGUCGGACUGGCAGUGAUGGUAACCCUCCUGAUUUCCCUCUCGCUGUGAUUAGCUUCGUCCUGCAGAAGAAAGAAGAGCUGCAGGAAGGGAACCGUCUUCAGGCACCGAGGAUGACUAGA